AUGAUCAAGAUGGGUGAAACAAAGCCAACGUAUGAGGUUGAUCUCGACAAACUGAUUGGCAAUCUGAAAGAAAAUAUCCACACACCUGGGGUACGCGUACCGAUAAGCGAACUGGAAUGCAUAGCCUUAUGCUGUUUGGUAAAACCGAUUUUCCAAAGCGAAAGUAUGCUUAUUCGUAUCCAAGCUCCGAUCAAAGUUUGUGGAGAUAUCCACGGACAAUUUUACGACCUCCUUCGCUUAUUUGACUUAUGUGAAUACCCACCCAGAUCCAGAUACUUGUUUCUUGGUGACUACGUGGAUCGUGGGCAGCAAUCUGUGGAAACUUUGUGUCUCCUUUUUGCAUACAAAAUUAAGUAUCCUCGUGGGUUUUAUAUGCUCCGAGGUAACCACGAAAGCGAACUGAUAAAUCGAGUCUACGGAUUUCGCGAUGAGUUGAAAGAGCGCUUUGGUAAACCAAAAAUUCACAAACACUUUGUUUCGGUGUUCAACGUUAUGCCUGUGGCCGCAGUGAUUGAAAACAGCAUAUUCUGCUGUCACGGUGGACUGUCUCCCGAUCUGAUGCCUGAGGUCCAUAAACCACUGGACGUUCUCAUCAAUCACAUUCAACGUCCCACUGAAAUACCUCGACAGGGAUUACUUUGUGACUUGGUUUGGUCUGAUCCGGCUGACUACACGCAGGCUGGUGACUUACCCGUCGGAUGGCUUCCAAGUGCUCGUGGUUGCGCUUACAAUUUCGGAGUCGAUGUAAUCAACGCAUUCCUAGACACGUAUGAGUUGGACCUUGUGGUACGCGCUCAUCAGGUGGUAGAGGAUGGCUACGAAUUCUACUAUGAGAACAGGUUGAUAACCUUAUUCUCCGCACCAAACUACUGCAAUCAGUUUCAGAAUUCCGGUGGCGUGUUUGUCGUGCGCAAAGCCGAUGAGGUGUUCGGUACAUUGGAAGGUGGAUUUGAGGUGAUACGCCCCGACACACGAUACCAGUUUAAUUACUACACCCGCAAGCAUCAUGUGGACGCACAGGAUUAA
Messenger RNA from Dicrocoelium dendriticum, 1026 nucleotides. The record is from the annotation of a GenBank genome assembly. NCBI's taxonomy places the organism in Eukaryota, Metazoa, Platyhelminthes, Trematoda, Plagiorchiida, Dicrocoeliidae.